UGCUGUUUGGAGGGAGGGAAAGCAAAGCAGAGGAAAAGGCAGGAGAUGCAAUUCCUCCCCUUUAAGACUGCCUGGUUACGGUCCUGGGAAAGAAAACCCCUGCAUUCCUCCCCUUUAAUUCGGUUUAUUGUUAAGGCACUGGAGCAGCUAGUCCUCACAGACCUGUGGGAGCUGGAGUAGGAGCACCAGGAGCACCAUCCCUUCUGCGUGUCCGGCUUCCCCCAAAGCUUCAACUCUGGAGGCGAUGGGUCGAAAGGAAGAUGAUGACUGCAGCUCCUGGAAGAAACAGACCACGAACAUCCGGAAAACCUUCAUCUUCAUGGAAGUGCUGGGAUCAGGAGCUUUUUCAGAAGUUUUCCUGGUGAAGCAAAGGCUGACGGGGAAGCUCUUUGCCCUGAAGUGCAUCAAGAAGUCACCUGCCUUCCGGGACAGCAGUCUGGAGAACGAGAUUGCCGUGUUGAAAAAGAUCAAGCAUGAAAACAUCGUGACCCUAGAGGACAUCUACGAGAGCACCACUCACUACUACUUGGUCAUGCAGCUUGUUUCUGGCGGGGAACUCUUUGACCGGAUCCUGGAGCGGGGUGUCUACACAGAGAAGGAUGCCAGCCUGGUGAUCCAGCAGGUCUUGUCAGCAGUGAAAUACCUCCACGAGAAUGGCAUCGUCCACAGAGACUUAAAGCCUGAAAACUUGCUGUACCUAACCCCUGAAGAGAACUCUAAGAUCAUGAUCACAGACUUUGGUCUGUCCAAGAUGGAACAGAGUGGAGUCAUGUCCACUGCUUGUGGGACCCCAGGCUAUGUGGCUCCGGAAGUGUUGGCCCAGAAACCCUACAGCAAGGCUGUGGAUUGCUGGUCCAUUGGCGUCAUCACUUACAUAUUGUUGUGUGGGUAUCCCCCCUUCUAUGAAGAAACGGAGUCGAAGCUCUUCGAGAAGAUCAAGGAGGGCUACUAUGAAUUUGAGUCUCCAUUCUGGGAUGACAUUUCUGAGUCAGCUAAGGAUUUUAUUUGCCACCUGCUGGAGAAGGACCCGAAUGAACGGUAUACCUGCGAGAAGGCCUUGAGGCACCCGUGGAUUGAUGGGAACACAGCCCUCCACCGGGACAUCUACCCGUCAGUCAGUCUCCAGAUCCAGAAGAACUUUGCCAAGAGCAAGUGGAGGCAAGCCUUCAACGCGGCCGCUGUGGUCCACCACAUGAGGAAGCUACACAUGAACCUGCACAGCCCAGGCCUCCGCCCGGAGGUGGAAAACAGGCCACCCAGCACCCCAGUCUCAGAAGCCUCGAGAUCCGGCUCCUCCGAGAUCACCGUCCCCGAGGCCCCGGCCCUGGAUCAGAGUGCGGCCCUUCCCGCCCUGACACGGCUGCCCUGCCAGCUCGGCGCCCGGCCGGCGGCCCCCGGGGGCCGGUCCCUCAACUGCCUGGUCAACGGCUCGCUCCGCAUCAGCAGCAGCCUGGUGCCCAUGCAGCAGGGGCCCCUGGCCGCCGGGCCCUGCGGCUGCUGCUCCAGCUGCCUGAGCAUCGGGGGCAAAGGGAAGUCCUCCUACAGCUCCGAGCCCGCCCUGCUCAAAAAAGCCAACAAGAAACAGAACUACAAAUCAGAGGUCAUGGUGCCAGUUAAAGCGGGUGGCGGUUCCCACUGCCGGGCGGGGCAGACUGGAGUCUGUCUCAUUAUGUGAUCCCUGGAGCCCGCGUCUGGGUCGAUUUUCAGGAGAGGCACGCGACUCUUCUCUGCCUUCCCAGCCCGGUGUCCACCCUGCAACGGGAGGAAGGCGAGACGGGCAGAGCAGGGCCUGGCGGGAGUGGGUGACGGUGAGAAACAGCAGGCGGCUGCCGCCUGGGGCAGACCCUUCCAGAAGGCCCAGGAGCGAGCCCCCAAGGCGCGGAGGCCUCGUUGAAGCUGUGGGCAGGAGGAGCCGGCGGUCACCCACCCCCCGGGGUCUCCCUGGCCUGCCUGCUCUGUGCCCCCAACACCCUACGUGCCGUGGCUCUGUGCAGUGAACUAGGUAGCUCUCGCCCGGGUCUGUGUCGUUUGUGAUGAAAAGCUUCCUGGGCUGGCCAGGCUGUGUCACCUUCUCUGAGCAAAGCCAUAUGGAGCCUCAACCCCCGACUCCUGCUCAGCACAUGCUCCUGCCUCGAGGCCUUGAUGCCCGUGGCCAGCACGGGCUCAUUAAGGUAGUCGCCUGCCCAUCUGCAUGAAUGGCCAGGGGCUCCUGCUCUGCCUAUGAGCUCUCAAGUUCCAGUCCUUGACUCCAUGAUCAGAUCCAACUGGCCCAGCACACCUCCCUCCCUGCCCCAGGCCAAAAGCAGUACCACAGCCUUCCAGAUGGAAAAGAAAGAAAUCAGUGAUGAGGGGCUGUAAGGAAUUCUCAUCCUGGCGGGAUGCCUCACCCACACCCGAUUAAGUAAAAGUUGGAAGUUGACUGUUUCCAUUUCAGCUGGUAAUUUUCAUCCUGCUUCUGCUCUUCUCUCCCAGAAAAUCAGAAACAUUCUUGUCCCUCCCUCGUUUUCAUGUACCCCCGUCCCCUCCAGCUUCACGUUCGGUGUUGUGCUCAAUAAAAUGGACAUAU
Messenger RNA from Lutra lutra (Eurasian river otter), 2566 nucleotides. It is a transcript of the gene CAMK1G, whose product is annotated as calcium/calmodulin dependent protein kinase IG. Gene Ontology annotation, molecular function: calmodulin binding; ATP binding; calcium/calmodulin-dependent protein kinase activity. Lineage: Eukaryota; Metazoa; Chordata; Mammalia; Carnivora; Mustelidae. Gene Ontology annotation, cellular component: intracellular anatomical structure. The coding region runs from base 245 to 1675 and encodes 476 amino acids. The record is from RefSeq and is a predicted model, not a curated record. The transcript has 13 exons. Gene Ontology annotation, biological process: peptidyl-serine phosphorylation.